AUGACUGUCACCGAGAUCCUCGGCUCGACGUCUUUGGUGGCGGCCACCAUCCUGUGGCUCCUGUUUGGCAGGAAGUAUAACACGAUUCAGUCAUCGGCUACGAGCGUUAUGGCUGCCGGGCUUAUGGUCUAUGGAUGUGCCUCGAUCUGGCUCAACCUCGUCAACUCCUUCGUCCCGGACCCUUACCUGGUGAGGACAAACGUAAGGCCCCCGGGAAAGAGGCCAGAGACUAACAUGAAUCAGGACGAAUUCUUUCAUAUCCCGCAGGCGCAGGUCUACUGCAAGAACAAAUUCACCGAUUGGGACGACAAGAUAACAACUCCUCCCGGCCUAUACCUCUUGUCGAGGUUCCUCAUCUCCUUGGGCGCCCUCAUCACCCGAACCACUGUGGACGAGGCCUGCAAAGCAGGAGACUUGCGCCUCCACAACGCCUUUGCAUUGUUCGGCGUCGUCGUCUGCGCCGCCUACUGCCGGCAUCACAUAGAAGCCCAACACCGGGCCAUCAGCGGCCGGCAACCCCUCAAGUCGGUAUCGACUUAUUCUCUCAUGACCGGUGUCAACAUUGCGUUAUUUCCUGUCCUCUUCUUCUUCUCGGGCCUCUAUUACACCGACGUGGUGUCGACGCUCGUCGUCCUCGUCGCGUACGUUAACCAUAUGAACCGCGUUGGCCGACCCGCCAACGGAGUGCUCAAUGAUAUAUAUACUAUCACUCUGGGAGUCUCAGCUUUGAGCCUUAGGCAAACCAACAUCUUCUGGGUGGUCGUGUAUAUGGGUGGUCUCGAGGCUGUGCACGCCAUCCGACUGCUCAAACCAAAGGUCGAAGUCCAACGGUGCAUGUACAAGCUCACCGAAUACCUUGAACAUUUUACCCGGCGAUCCUCUCUUGGCGACAUUCACGAUCUCCCGCUGAACCUUGCGUGGCCGCAUAACCUGUGCUUCUCUGCACUGAGCAUCGGCGUUGCGGUCGUAUGCAACCCCAUGCAAGUCUUGCAAUGGGUGUGGCCUCAUGUAUCCAUCAUGGCCUGUUUCCUAUCCUUCAUUGCGUGGAACGGCAGCGUCGUUCUUGGCGAUAAAUCCAAUCACGUUGCGACGAUACAUCUCCCGCAGAUGCUCUAUAUCUGGCCCUUCUUUGCCUUCUUCUCUGUCCCCCUCUUUCUCCCUUCGGCUCUCGGCGCUCUGCGAGUUAUUCGCAAGAUCUUCCAGUCCCGAUCCAACAAGGCCUCGGCCCCAAAAGAGGCGCAACGCACAGAGCACUACGUGUUCUACAUCUUCCGGUACACGAUCCUGGCCUCGUCUUGGCUCCGCGAGCUCUUUACUUUUGCGUACCUGUUCUGCUUCCGCCUUUGCUGGGCCGCACUGGCGCCGUGCAGCCCAGCCGUAGAUAUGGCCUGGACCCAGGACUGCUCCGACUACGGCUUUGAUGUGGACGAGACACCGCCCUACACCUGCCAUCCCUUCUGGGGUCUAGUGUGCACGAACCAGUCACUCGAAAACAAGAAGCGCCCAGAUUUCACCCAAAACCCCGACGAAAUAUCCUCGAAGCCCACGAACAAGGAAAACCCCGAGGACGAGCGGGCUAUGCGUCCCAAUGGCGAUCAGGCCCCGCAGUCGUCAACCGUGAUACUGCUCCUCGUAGCCACGACGCUGUCGCUCAUGACGGCGCCCCUCGUCGAGCCCCGGUACUUCAUCCUGCCGUGGGUCUUCUGGCGUCUGCUCGUCCCGGCGUGGCGGGCUCACGAGCACACUGUGGCCGGGGAGGAACCCGUCCACCGCGUGCUUGGUCUCGACUGGUUCUUUGCGUGGGGAAGGCGUGUCGAUCUGCGCGUCGUCGUGGAGACGCUGUGGUUUGUCGCCAUUAACGUUGUGACGAUGGCCAUUUUUUUGCUCAAGCCGUAUGUCUGGAGGGCCGAGGACGGCACCAUCCUUGACGAGGGUCGUCUGCAGCGGUUCAUGUGGUGA
Messenger RNA from Verticillium dahliae VdLs.17, 1959 nucleotides. Its product is annotated as alpha-1,2 glucosyltransferase ALG10. NCBI's taxonomy places the organism in Eukaryota, Fungi, Ascomycota, Sordariomycetes, Glomerellales, Plectosphaerellaceae. Gene Ontology annotation, molecular function: dolichyl pyrophosphate Glc2Man9GlcNAc2 alpha-1,2-glucosyltransferase activity. Gene Ontology annotation, cellular component: endoplasmic reticulum. Bases 1 to 1959 code for a protein of 652 amino acids. The transcript is spliced from 5 exons. Gene Ontology annotation, biological process: protein N-linked glycosylation; dolichol-linked oligosaccharide biosynthetic process. The record is from RefSeq and is a predicted model, not a curated record.